AUGGGGAACGCGGAGAGCAUGGAGAGCCAGCUGGCCGUGAUCCGGUCCAGAGCCGCCCCGGUCCGACUCCCGAUGCCCGACCCGGCCGAGCUGGAGGAGAGGUUCUCCAUCGCACUGGGAUCACGAACAGAACUUAAAGUUCAGGAGUCAACUCAGAUGCUCAGAGAGCUGGAGAUCUCUCUACGUACAAACCACAUCGGGUGGGUCAGAGAGUUUCUGAACGAGGAGAAUCGGGGUCUCGAUGUUCUGGUCGAGUAUUUGUCGUUCGCUCAGUACGCCGUCACGUUCGAUGGAGAGCAGCCGGACGCCAGUGGCGAGGUGUCGUCCAUCGACUCCCCCUGGAGUCGGUCCAUCGAGGAUCUCCAUGGCGACUGCAGCCUGCCCUCACCGUCCUCCUCCGUACCGCGAUCAGCUCGACACUCCAUCAGCUCCACUCUGGUGACUCGCUCCAACACGCUGCCGAGUCGCCGAACCCUGAAGAACUCGCGACUCGUCUGUAAGAAAGACGACGUUCACGUCUGUGUCAUGUGUCUGAGAGCCAUCAUGAACUACCAGUAUGGAUUCAACAUGGUGAUGUCUCAUCCGCACGCUGUCAACGAGAUCGCUCUGAGCCUCAACAACCGCAACCCCAGGACGAAGGCUCUGGUCUUGGAGCUGUUGGCGGCCGUGUGUUUGGUCAGAGGAGGUCAUGAGAUCAUCCUGUCAGCCUUCGACAACUUUAAAACUGUGUGUUCUGAGUCUAUGCGUUUUGAGAAGUUGAUGGAGCAUUUUAAGAACGAAGACGACAACAUCGACUUCUUGGUGGCCUGCAUGCAGUUCAUCAACAUCGUGGUGCACUCUGUGGAGGACAUGAACUUUAGAGUCCAUCUGCAGUACGACUUCACCAAACUCAACCUGGACGACCACCUGGAGCGGUUGAAGCACACAGAGAGCGACAGGCUGCAGGUCCAGAUUCAGGCCUACCUGGACAAUGUGUUUGAUGUCGGGACGCUGCUGGAGGACGCCGAGACCAAAACUGCUGCUCUGGAGAGAGUGGAGGAACUGGAGGAGAACCUGGGGACGAUGUCCGAGCGUCUCCUGGACGUGGAGAACGAAGCGAUGCUAAAGAUCGUGGAGCUCGAAAAGCAACUGAUGCAGACCAACAAGGAGCUGGACCAGCUGCGGGAUGUGUACGCGAACGCCAACUCUCAGGUGCACACCUUGCGGCGGAUGGUCCGGGAGAAGGACCAGACGAUCCGGCGCCAGAGCCGUCUGGAGCGUCAGGCCCAGGAGGCCCAGCAGGCCGGAGGACCUGGAGCGCCUCAGCCCCAGAGAGGUGAGGGGGACGGGGGCGUAGCCGACUCCGCCUCUCCCUCACCUCCACCCUGCCCUAACCUGUCCCCCAGGUGAGACACAUGUCGGACCAGUGAGCUCUCCUCUGUCCCCAUGCCCCCUCCUCCUCCGCCCGUGGCCCCGCCCCUCCCGGGCUCGGGAGGGUCACCUACGGUCAUCUUCACCUCCGGACUCGCAGAGGGUCCACUCAAGUUAUUCUCGGUGAAGAUAAAAAAGCCAAUCCAGACCAAGUUCAGGAUGCCGGUGCUAAACUGGGUCGCUCUGAAGCCCAGUCAGAUCAACGGAACCGUCUUUAACGAUAUCGACGAUGAAUCCAUCCUACAGGACCUGGAUGUCGAGGAGUUUGAGGAGAUGUUUAAGACAAAGGCUCAGGGUCCAGCUGUGGAUCUGACUCUGUCCAGGCAGAAGCUUCCUCAGAAAGCUCCGUCCAAAGUCUCUCUGCUGGAGGCCAACAGAGCCAAAAACCUGGCCAUCACUCUGAGGAAGGCCGGCCAGGGGUCAGAGGUCAUCUGCCGCGCCAUUCACACGUUUGACCUCCGGACGGUUCGGGUCGACUUUGUUGAGUGUCUGAUGCGGUUCUUACCGACGGAGGCCGAAGUGAAGCUGCUGCGGCAGUACGAGAGAGACAGAAAGCCUCUGGAGGCUCUGAGCGACGAAGACCGAUUCAUGAUGCAGUUCAGCCGCAUCGAGAGGCUCAGCCAGCGCAUGUCCAUCAUGACCUUCAUGGGCAACUUCACCGACAACGUUCAGAUGUUGACUCCGCAACUCCACGCCAUCAUCGCUGCUUCAGUUUCUAUUAAAUCCUCCCAGAAGCUCAAGAAGAUCCUUGAGAUCAUCUUGGCUCUGGGAAACUACAUGAACAGCAGCAAGAGAGGAGCCGUGUACGGAUUCAAACUACAGAGUUUAGACCUGCUCCUGGAGACAAAGUCGACCGACAGAAAGCAGACGCUGCUUCAUUACAUCGCCAACGUGGUCAGAGAGAAGUACUCUGUGGUGUCUCUGUUCUACAACGAGCUCCACUACGUCGACAAGGCUGCUGCAGUGAGUCUGGAGAACGUGCUGUGUGAUGUGAAGGAGCUGCAGCGAGGGAUGGAACUCACCUGGAGAGAGUUCAGCGUGUCGCACAACGCCACGCUCAAAGACUUCAUCAGCAGGAACGAAUCACGGCUCAGCAAACUGCAGGAGGACGCUCGCAUCGCUCAGGACGCCUUUGAAGAUGCGGUGAAGUUUUUCGGUGAGAGCUCCAAGACGAUGCCCCCGUCAGUCUUCUUCCCCAUCUUUGUUCGCUUCAUCAAAGCCUACAGGCUGGCGGAGGAGGAGAACGAGCAGCGGCGGCGUCAGGAGCAGAUGUUGUUGGAGAAGCUGGAGCAGGAGGAGCAGCAGCAGGAGGAGGAGGAGACCAAGUCUCCGUCCCACAGGGGGAAGCGGCAGCAGCAGGAGCUGAUCACGGAGCUCCGACGGCGACAAGGAAAAGACAGCCGCCAUGUUUACGAGGGGAAGGACGGCGCCAUCGAGGACAUCAUCACAGCUCUGAAGACCGUCCCUUUCACGGCUCGAUCGGCCAAACGCAGCUCCCGCUUCUUCUGUGACCCCGCCCACCCCGAGGAGCACUACUGAUGACAUCACAGAGAGGCCACGCCCACUUCUAAUCGAUGGGACCAAUUAGCACUUUGAACAUUUCUGAUGGAUCGAUGUGAACUGAUGACAUCAUGUUUUCUAUGUU
This is a messenger RNA of Stegastes partitus (bicolor damselfish), 3055 nucleotides long. RefSeq names its product formin-like 2b (gene fmnl2b). The transcript has 26 exons. Gene Ontology annotation, biological process: regulation of cell shape; cell migration; cortical actin cytoskeleton organization. Lineage: Eukaryota; Metazoa; Chordata; Actinopteri; Pomacentridae. The record is from RefSeq and is a predicted model, not a curated record. Gene Ontology annotation, cellular component: cytosol. Gene Ontology annotation, molecular function: actin filament binding; small GTPase binding.